AAUGCAACGCCGAGUUUUUUUAUUAUGGAAUCCGUUUACUGGAAAUGGAACAUCUUCUGAUUAUGAUGGAGAGUGUUUUUUAAAUGUAAAUAAUCUGAAGGAUGGAGAAAAAUACUAUUUGAAGCAAAAGAUAUCAGAUCAUACUGAAGCAUAUGAAGUAGACGACAAAAGUGAUACCGUCGAUAAACAAGUGACUUUGUUUUCCGUUGGCUUCUCAAAUCAACCUCAAUUAAUUCAUUUUAGUGAAAAUAAGCGACGUAAAAUUGACUAUAGCGAUACAGAAUAUGACAGCUCGUCUAUUGAAGCAGCAGUUGGCCAGCAAUUUUCAAGUAGUGUCUCGGAAGCCUCAUCAGAAAUAACUGAGCCUAGUCCAACUAAACCAAAGGCUACUGAAAAGAAAGCCAACAAGAGAAGGGGCAGUUGUGCAGAAGGAUUUACUUGGUACGAAUGUUCAAAUAUUGAAGACUGUGAAGAGCAAAUAAAACAGCAUUGCGAAAGUAACGGCUUCACUUAUAAGACAGAAUUUGACGAGAUACUUCACCAAGAAGAUAUAAGUUGGGCUCAAAAAAGUCAUGAAACUUUCUGGGAAGCGGAACAUAACAACCAAUAUUGGUAUCCUUUCAACAGCACACCUUUUUGGAUUAUUGGAAAGAGAGACUACAAAUGUUCAGAAAUGGACACGAAAACAUCUUGUGAAGCUAAAAUUUUUAUUAAACAGAUUAUUACGUUUCCCGAUAUACAAACUAAAAACAAAGAAGAUUUAAGUUGUCUCGAAGAGUAUAAAGCUCUAUGCGAAGAAGUCGAUGAAUAUUUAAAAGGAUACCACCAAGUCGAGUUGAAAUAUUUCAUAGGUAUUCCAGAAAUAUCAGUCCAUAACCACAUGAAAUUAAAUCAAAUUUCGAUUGUUGGAGCCCCUGAGAGUAAAAUUCGUAAAAUAUGUAAUAAAGACGACGGAUUUGUUGUUGUAUGGCCAUGUCCUGUUUGUGAUAAAAAAUUUAAAGCUCUUUCGUGCACAAAACGCCACAUCUAUUCACAUAUAAGAACACAUAUGCAUUUUUGUGUGAUUUGCAGUAAGAGUUUCAUGAGGCCGGAACAAGUUCGAAAUCACGCUCGUGUCCAUCAUCCUGACAAAGAAGCACCUUUGUGCGUUGGUGAGAGAGAUCACACAGAUGAAGUGUUUCAAAUGCCAAUAAACGAAGUUCGAAUUCCUCGAAGUGAAGUUUACAAAGACUCUUGUCAUAUGAUAGUUACGCAUGAUGAUCUCAAAAACCCCAAACAAAGGAAAAGAAGGGAAACAAACGCAUCAGGAAUUGGUGUGGACGAAGGACAGUCUGAAGUGGCGGAGGCUGUACUGCAAGUUGAAAGAGCGACAGAUAACGAAUAUCUUGCAGAAAUAUACGAGUGCUUGCACUGUCGUUUUCGUGAUCAAUCUUUUACAGCCGUUCAAAAUCACGAGUGCAAAGCUCAAACAAACUGA
Molecule: messenger RNA, 1477 nt
Organism: Dimorphilus gyrociliatus
Lineage: Eukaryota; Metazoa; Annelida; Polychaeta; Dinophilidae
Source: the annotation of a GenBank genome assembly